AUGAACAUAGGGUUGAGCAAGGAAUCCUUAGUUGCGGCUUUAUCAGAAGCGAGCUGUCUGGUCAAUCAUACCCUUCUUAUGCAGUUACUGCCUAGUAUAUGUAGCAACACGAUACUGCCUUCAACAGUCAUCAGGCUCCUGAGUCUGGAAUCGUGUUCAACUAUCUACCACAACGUUACCGUGAAGGAAACAUUAGAAAACUACAACGACUGUGUAGGAGUGAAUUACAACCACUUCGUAUCUCUGAUGAGGCAAUCCUCAACUCAGACGAAAGUUAUUGAACCUACACCUGCGGUUGCCAGCGUGGGUAUGCACUUUCGCUGGGGUGAUGUUAGAAACAAGGAAACAAAAAUCUUGGAUUCAGCGACUCCUGUUAACAAGAGAGGUAUCAGUGUUCGCUCGAUCAAUCAAAUAUGGCACAAUAUUGAAUUUGUCAAUUGUGGAGGAGUUGAGGUUAAGUUAUAUAUGCAAGCCCAUAUCCCUAUCAAGAAAGGGACUUUUCACUUUAAUUAUACAGUAGUGGAUGGUAAUGAUUGGGCGGAUUUGAUAGAUUAUCAAACAAACGAUAUCUUUAUACAGGGAAAGUCAUCCUGGGGAAUUAUGGGUGCAUUUGUGAAUACGGGGAAGGUAGUUUCACGCCAUCCCCAAACUCAAUCAACCCAAACUCAAUCAAAUAUGAGCAGCAAUAUAGGAAAAGGUUAACCGUUCUGGGUGACGAUACACGUUUAGUGUACGACUGCAAAAGACGCUGAACGAUAGAUCUUUCGGAAUUAAACCACAAUAUUUAGUC
This is a messenger RNA of Sphaeroforma arctica JP610, 790 nucleotides long. RefSeq lists its product as hypothetical. NCBI's taxonomy places the organism in Eukaryota, Ichthyosporea, Ichthyophonida. The transcript has 2 exons. Bases 1 to 702 code for a protein of 233 amino acids. The record is from RefSeq and is a predicted model, not a curated record.